AUUGGAGCCAGCUCGCAAGAAUGGUCAAGAACGGUAGGAUAACGGUGAUGGUGAGGCCCAGCAAGUCGUCCUCUUCUAAUAAUAAUAUUAGACGUCAAAGAAUUCAUCCGACGAGACCGACUUCACUUUAUUUCGAUUGGUCGUUGAAGCCAAUGACAAUUUGGCUUCAACUGUGUGGAAUCCAGCCACCAAUAAUCAACAAAGAUGAAAAGAAUCAUCGAUACAUGUUACUCAUUCCAGUCACAAUCAUCUUUUACCUGCUGACCGUUGGCUGUAACGCGUUCGUCAUGUCGCAGACCAAGUGGAUUGUCGAAACGAGAAAGUACACCAGCAUCACUCAAGAUUGGAAUUCAAUCAUUAAUCAAGUAAAUUAUUGUUUUCUUACGACCACGACUCAUUCUGCCCUUGUGUUUGCCAGUUAUUUCAUGUCGUGGAACCGACUAACGGAUCUCCUUCAACGACUGGAGCAAUGUGGCCAGUUUGACAACAGUCACUACAAGAAAUUCCGGCGUAUCUUUCAAAUUGGAUCGUGCUUCGUAUCGAUUGAAAUUGCAAUUCAACUUGUUGAAACGCUAAUCGACCGUUUGUGGAUUAGUGGCGUUGUGACAAGUUUACCAACGCCACAUGUCGUUUUCUCCGCAUUGAACGUGGUGUCACUCAUAUUCCCCUAUCUUGGCUCGAUCCUGUUUUGUUCGCUCGGAUGGAUGGCUUCUGUCAUGUUCCAAAUCAUGGCCGAAGAAAUCGAUUCAGCUAAACUAGAUUCCAACGACUGCUGCCUGAUGGUUACGACGUCUUUCAUUGAUGGCUGGAGGCGUCGUUAUUUCCUCAUUGUGGAAUUUGUAGACGAAAUUAAUCGCCAUUUUGGUUUUAUUUUAUUGGUUAUUACUGCUUCGGAAUUCGUUCGAAUGACCAACUCUUCUUUCCACUUAUUGGCGGAAUUUCUUGGCCAACAUUGGACAUUGUCCACCAUCCUCGUCGCCGUCGACUACAUCAAACAAACCAUCGGGUUUUGUUUUCUCGUUUACGUCCCUUCUAGAAUUUAUCGCGAGGCCAACGAUGUGAUAAGGAAAUUGCGAGUUACCGAGGCCAAAGAUUUCAGCUUACAAAAUCAGAUGAGAUUUCUAGCCGAGGAAAUGAUCCACUCACUUCCUAGUAUCACACCAAUGGGAAUGAUUCACGUCAAUCUUCAACUCAUUCCGACGUUGAUGGGAACGACCUUGACGUAUUUAAUUAUCCUUUGUCAAUUUCAGUCAUUGGAGACUAUUGAUAACAAAACGUAACGAGGAAGUCGUUUCUUUUUUGGGUUUCAAUUUCAAGCAGAGCCAUCGAACUAAUACGUAACACAAAAAGAGUUGUUUCAAUUUUUUUGAAAAAGAAUGUCAAAGACCCUAUGGCAAGUAUAAAUAACCGAUAGUCAUCCGGAUUAUAUACUGUAAAGCAUGUUGAAACGGAAAAGUCAUAGCUUAAUGCAACAUAUCGUGGUUUUCUUACAACAGUUCAAGGGGUUUAGACCAUUGUGCAAGGUUUCGUGAACGUAUCGAUCGAGACUGUCGUAAUUUGGUCGUAUAUCAAUAGUAAAAUCCUGUUUCCAUAUCACUGGUAUUGACGUGGCGAGCUGACCAGCUGAGAUAACAGGAUUACACUUUGUUCUGUGCUCUCUCGUUUCAUCGCUAAAUUAGUCUUUUCGAAGACCUGUCAUCAUCGAUUGCUAAACAGCAAAUAUCUGAGCAACACAUUGUAAUGCUAAAACCAUUCAUUCAGCUUAAAAAUAUAUUCGACUUGAAUUUA
Daphnia magna is the source of this 1788-nucleotide messenger RNA. RefSeq lists its product as uncharacterized. Gene Ontology annotation, cellular component: axon; membrane; dendrite. Bases 21 to 1280 code for a protein of 419 amino acids. The transcript has 5 exons. NCBI's taxonomy places the organism in Eukaryota, Metazoa, Arthropoda, Branchiopoda, Diplostraca, Daphniidae. Gene Ontology annotation, biological process: sensory perception of taste. The record is from RefSeq and is a predicted model, not a curated record.